Molecule: messenger RNA, 771 nt
Organism: Melampsora larici-populina 98AG31
Lineage: Eukaryota; Fungi; Basidiomycota; Pucciniomycetes; Pucciniales; Melampsoraceae
Exons: 2
Coding region: 1-771 (256 amino acids)
Source: RefSeq, a predicted model, not a curated record
AUGUCCUAUGCUCAAGUCCAAUCCUAUGUUUUCCUACCUAAAUAUAUCCUUGAUUACGUUGUUGGUGAUGACAAGCCUAGAAUUGAUCCCGACCUCUUCAUAACAAAAGCCAAUCCCUCCCAAAUCGUCGAGGUGAUUGUCGCAUUUUAUCCUCAUCUUCAACUUACUGAAAACGCAUGUCACGACCAUGAACUCCUCUUGAAAAUUUUCAUUGAAAUGGUCGCCCCAUGUUUAUCCAAUUUAGUGUCCUCUUUCGACCGCGAAAAGAACUAUGUGCAAGCCUUAUUUGAAGCCCCCAUUUACACACCUUCUCAAUCUACAAGAUGGGUUAACUCCGCUGCGGAUAUCGAUACUAAGCGCAUCGGAGACUUCGAAGCAUAUGUUCUCCAAAACUUCAAGAACGGGAACUAUCGCCUUGCAGCCAAACAAUCAAACUUACAAUUUCUCCGGAAGUACAAGUUUCUGAAGAAAGAAGAGAUCGAGGAAAUCAUGCAUGUCGAAACUGAAGCCAACGAGGCCCUUCACGAGAUUUUACACCUUGUUCAAGAUUCCCAUGAGUUGAUCGAAAGUAUCCAGCUUCGUCUGCAUCAGCCUAAACUCUCACAAAUAGAAUGCGAAGACUUUGAGGAGCAUUUAAGGAGUGCAAAUACUUCAUUGAAAUCGCGUCAGGUGAUGUUUAAUACCGCGGUCCAAAAUGUUGGAUUCAUCAAUGCAUUCAUCAAACAUCAUAAGGAUAUCCUUGUCAAACAUCAACUUAAUCCUUCGACCUAG